Molecule: messenger RNA, 1869 nt
Organism: Chara braunii
Lineage: Eukaryota; Viridiplantae; Streptophyta; Charophyceae; Charales; Characeae
Source: the annotation of a GenBank genome assembly
GAGAGAGAGAGAGAGAGAGAGAGAGAGAGAGAGGAUGAGGCGUGGUUUUCUUAAUGCUGCUCGUCCGGCCAAGAGUGGCGUUGGUGUACGUGAUGCAGCACCGGCAUCGUCAAGGCGGAAAAGCAGCCCGCCGCCAUUAGAAGAUCCAGAUGAGUGUGCAGGACAGGACGGCUUGGCAUCUGGCGACACGUGUGCAGCUGCUGUUCAUAUGGACGUGAUCACGGACAUUGAUGGGAUCAACGGUGAUCAACAAAGGAUGGAAGUUGACCUGACUUCCAGUGUUCGUGGUUGUUGUAGUUCUGCUUCUUCUGCACCUGGGCUAUCGAAUGCACCUUCGCCUGGAGCCGCCGUUGUGAUGCCUCAGAUGGAAGAAUCAGGAGGUGCUAGUACAUCUGCAUCACUGCCAAAUCGAAUUGAGGAAAGCAUGAUGCAUGCAGAGACUGCCGAGGACAACCUGAGAAAGCCUGCAGGGAGUCUUCACGAGUGCCUUGCGCUUCUGCGCGGGAGUUCGGACGAGCAGCGUCUGGUUGGGCUUCUGCUUGCUACAAAGUUUGUUUCUGGGCCCGAUGAGAGUGCAAUCCGAGCCAUCUUUGAUGCUGUCGGGUUCGAAUUUAUCAACCGUCUCUGCAAGUCGGGAACAGGCAGGCGUAUGGAAGGACGGGUGGGUGCAGAGAAGAAGCAGGAUGAAGAAGAAAGCCUUAAGCAGCAAGAGGCGUUUCGGCACUUGGCUUUGACACUUAUCAGCGCAUUUUGUCGCCUACCAGACGUGGCGUCAUCUGUUCACAUUAUCCGGAAGGUUCCAAUGUUUCUGGACAUCAUCCGAUCCAGAGAAGGUGAAGGACCAGUUGGGGAUUCCUACGAGUGCCUCGUGGCGGUUGCUGGCGCGUCUGAAGACGGAUUGAGGGCAGUACAGCAAUCGGAUGCCCUGGGGCUCAUUGCAACCGACCUUAGCGCCUUUGGGUUUGAGUUCGGCUGGACUCCUUUGUCAAUCAAGUUGAUGGCCAUGCUGGUGAGCGCAGCCGGAGAGGACAUGUUUCAUACACAUUCUGCUGCGUUGGCAGCUGCAAUUCCAUCGUUUGCGAGAUCCUUCUUUCGCCGCCAGGAUGAGCUCAAGUUUGAGAUUUUGCAAAUUCUAGGGGUGCUGCUUGCUUCGUAUGCUUCGAGAGCAGUGCGGCAGAGAAUAGCCAUCAACGACUGCUCCAGGCCAACAAGUUCUAUGGAACCGGAGUGGGCAAAGAAUGUGCGGUCUGGAUUGGCUGAGAUCUUGAACAGUCGUGUGGCUAUUUCUCACAGGCGGCUAGCGAUUCAAGUUGUGCGAGGGAUGGUAGAGCUCAUGGGUGAAGAAUGGAUGCUCGGAUUGGUCGAGAGUAUGAACUCUGACGAUCGAUCUCCUCCUGGCGAACGGUUUUUCCUGUUGGUGGUUGCAACGAUUUCAGUUGAGAUCUCAAUGCUAUUGGAUGAGGUGGCCAAGGAGAUGUCUGAUCCAUCGGCCAGCAUCGAAGAGCAGCAGGCAUUCAUGCACAAAUGUUUUAUCCUGGCUGAUUGCUAUGUUCUGCUCGAAAGGGUGAUUGAGGUUAUGUCACGAACAUCAGCAGAGCGAGACAAUGUGGAGGACGAAGAUGACAUGGUGGCUGACGAGCAAGGAGGUAAUAAAGAGUGAACUCAGUGAAGAAUCGAAAUGUAAAUCCGCAUGGGGGGGGGGGGGGGGGGGGGGGGGGGGGAGAAGAAAAAGAACUCAAUUUCCUUUGCUCAAUGUGUACAAGAGCAACCCGAUUCCGAGAAGAACAACCAUUCAGAUAAGGAAAAGCUUAGAAGAAGCUGGAUUGUCGUACUACUCUUUUCUCAAUCCAAUCAAGUUAAGCAAAAUUA